Rosa chinensis is the source of this 1957-nucleotide messenger RNA. RefSeq names its product probable serine/threonine-protein kinase PIX7. Lineage: Eukaryota; Viridiplantae; Streptophyta; Magnoliopsida; Rosales; Rosaceae. Gene Ontology annotation, molecular function: protein kinase activity; ATP binding. The record is from RefSeq and is a predicted model, not a curated record. Gene Ontology annotation, biological process: protein phosphorylation. The coding region runs from base 329 to 1627 and encodes 432 amino acids. The transcript has 6 exons.
AGAUAGGAGGGGGGAGUUCCCAUCCCCCACAAAAAAGGUGGUGGCAAAAAAGUUCUUUUUGUACACACUGCGAUGAUGAUGCCUGCAAUCUCCAACAGCAAACACCACCAACACCAAAGAUAACCAACACUCCCCAAAUUCCCACUCCCCCUUUUUUUCUCUCUCCCUACUUCUCUCUCUCUCUCUCUUUCCUCUCCUAUUGUUUUGUGACUUUGUAGCUUAUUAUACCCAUAAGCAACAAAGAGCCAUGGUGAUCAGUCUCUCUGGAUUUUCAUGCAAUUGUGGUGACAUAAACCCAUGAAAGGCUGAGAGCAAAGACAGAGCCACCAUGGACAAACAGUGUGGGUGUUGGGCUGUUCUCAGACGCGGUGUUAGUGGUUCCUGCAAGUCCUCUGCUUCUAAAGACUCUGCUAACUCUAUUCCUCGUACCAGUCUUGUGUAUGAUGCAGCAACCGAAACCAGAUAUCUGAACGCUAGCAAUAGAGACCUCUUGCCCCCUAAUGAAGCCCAACUAUCGUCAGAUACUCCCAAUCCACCACCAUCAGAUGAGAAGCCUACUCGCCAGUUGCUCCAAUUCACUUUUCAGGAGCUGAAAUCUGCAACUGGGAACUUCAGACCUGAUAGCAUUCUUGGGGAAGGUGGAUUUGGAUUUGUCUUCAAAGGGUGGAUAGAGGAAAAUGGAACAGCACCAGCAAAACCUGGGUCAGGGAUUACAGUAGCAGUUAAAAGCUUAAAGCCAGAUGGUCUCCAAGGCCAUAGAGAAUGGGUGGCUGAGGUUGACUUUCUGGGACAGCUCCACCAUCCAAAUCUUGUAAAGCUUAUUGGGUACUGCAUUGAAGAUGAUCAACGGUUGCUCGUUUAUGAGUUUAUGACCCGUGGGAGUCUUGAAAAUCAUCUCUUCAGAAGGACUAUACCUCUGCCAUGGUCCAAUAGGAUUAAAAUUGCACUUGGUGCAGCAAAAGGAUUGGCCUUUCUCCAUAAUGGUCCAGAACCAGUCAUUUAUAGAGAUUUUAAGACGUCCAACAUCCUGCUUGAUUCGGAAUACACUGCUAAGCUUUCAGAUUUUGGUUUGGCUAAAGCUGGGCCGCAAGGAGACAAAACACAUGUUUCUACCAGGGUUGUUGGAACGUAUGGCUAUGCUGCCCCAGAGUAUGUCAUGACAGGACACUUGACCUCUAAAAGCGAUGUUUACAGCUUCGGUGUAGUUUUACUUGAAAUUUUGACAGGAAGAAGAUCGAUGGACAAGAAACGCCCAAGUGGGGAACAAAACCUCGUCUCUUGGGCUCGGCCAUAUUUAACUGACAAGCGAAAGCUUUUCCUUCUCGUGGAUCCCCGCUUGGAAUUGAAUUACUCCAUCAAAGGGGUACACAAAGUCUCACAGCUGGCUUAUGACUGCCUUAAUAGGGACCCCAAAACCCGGCCUACAAUGGAUGAAGUAGUGAGGGUUCUUACUCCAUUGCAAGAUCUUAAUGACCUCGCCAUCUUGUCUCACCAUGCUCGUUUAUCUCAACAAGCAAGACGCAAGAAGAAACCCGAUCAUCAUGGAAGUCAACAGCAGCUGACCUUCGUCCACUCUAAGAGCAUCAGAGCUUCUCCAUUGAAUACUGGGAAGCAGCAACGUCGAUGAUGGCUUGGCCGACUCAAACUAUUGAAUGAAACAAAGUCAUCACCUUUGUUAAAUGGGGUUGUGUGAGGACAAUUUUUUGUGCUUGUGUAACUUUUGGGGUGUAUGUAAAAGGGGCACACAAUGGAAGAGGAAAUUAGAUGCAUGAGAUCCCUUUCUUUGAAUUCCCCUUUGCUUCCAUUAGAGAGCUAACCAUGAUCAAUUUGGAACAAUCCUCACGAUUUGUCUAUGUUUCUGAUAUCUAUGUUGUAAUUAGAUCAGACCGCUGAUCAUUUCAAAGAUUGUUAUUUGCAGCUACAUGAAUGCCAGUUGCUUUGAGGAUUUAUAACUGCA